This is a messenger RNA of Dermatophagoides pteronyssinus (European house dust mite), 984 nucleotides long. Its product is annotated as ATPase ASNA1 homolog. NCBI's taxonomy places the organism in Eukaryota, Metazoa, Arthropoda, Arachnida, Sarcoptiformes, Pyroglyphidae. The record is from RefSeq and is a predicted model, not a curated record.
AUGAUUACGUGUGAGAAUAACGACGACUAUUUCUUCGAACCCACCCUCAACCGUCUACUGGAAAACGACUCAUUAGAAUGGAUUUUCGUCGGUGGAAAAGGAGGUGUUGGUAAAACAACAACUAGUUGUUCGUUAGCGGUUCAACUUGCAAAAAAACGAGAAAGCGUGUUGAUUGUCUCGACAGAUCCGGCCCAUAAUGUUUCAGACGCGUUCGGACAGAAAUUUACAAGUCAGCCGUUGAAAGUACGAGGUUUUGACAAUCUCUAUGCCAUGGAAACUGAUCCCACUAACUACAAGUCUAGUGCUUAUAAUUUAGAAGACGAUGACAAAAAAGGUUUGAUGUCGAUCAUUCCAGAAUUGCUUUCUACGUUCCCCGGAAUAGACGAAGCGAUGGGAUUUGCAGAUCUGAUGAACUUUAUUCAAUCCUUAAACUUUAGCGUUAUCGUCCUAGAUACCGCUCCAACCGGACACACGUUAAGACUUUUAAACUUUCCUACACUGAUAGACAGCGCUUUCGAAAAAUUUGGCGACUUAGGAUCUCAGUUUUCCUCCAUGAUGAAAAUGUUCGAUGGCGGCGCUAACGAAAAUAACCAACUCGAUAAAUUUAGAGCUUUAACCCACAGCAUUUGCGAGACGUUCCGCGACGCUUCCAGAACUACAUUUGUCUGCGUCUGUAUUCCAGAAUUUUUGUCGGUUUACGAAACAGAACGAUUGAUUCUUCAGCUGGCCAACAACGAAAUCGACGUCAGUUACAUCGUGGUAAACCAGGUAAUCUUUCCGAACCGUUUGUAUGAAAAUUUCAUGUCCAGAAGGAAAAUACAGUCCAAAUAUUUAAAACAAGUAAAAGAAUUAUAUUCGGAAAAUUUUCAUGUCAUACCCGUGCCAUUAAGACCGUAUGAAGUCAGAGGUAUAAAAGCCAUUAACUCGUUCGGUGAAUUAUUAUUACAACCAAGAGAAUUACCAAUCGUAGAAGAUACCAACUAA